Molecule: messenger RNA, 1925 nt
Organism: Nelumbo nucifera (sacred lotus)
Lineage: Eukaryota; Viridiplantae; Streptophyta; Magnoliopsida; Proteales; Nelumbonaceae
Molecular function (GO): DNA binding; protein dimerization activity
Source: RefSeq, a predicted model, not a curated record
UUCAGACUGAAAUGGUGGAACCAAUAGUGGUACUUCUCCCAUUUGGAGGAAGAGGGGAAUGGUCUGAAGCGAGAAUUUCAAGUCGAACUUCGGCCUCUCAAUAUGUUCUGUCAAAGCCCGGCCGAACAGGGUUCUUAAGAAGAAAAAAUAUUACCGUUGCCGACGGGCAGGAAAUUGCCAUCGGUAAGAUACAGCGAAGAUAUUUCCGAUCGAGAGUAUCUUCGCCGUAUCCUUGAUUUCCCUCCCUCCGGCAACGGUAAUAUUUUUUCUUUGUCGUUAAGAAAGAGAAAUAGAAAGUUAAUAGUUUCCAUUUUGGUAAUCGAUGUUUAUCUUAGAUUUGCGAAAGAUUACAACAUCAGCUAAGGUACUCCUUCUGUCUACGUUUAUUUCUUUCCUUUCGUGGGAGUAUGAGUAAAGAUAGACGAAUUGGGGAACGGCCUGCAACUUCAGUUUUCAGGGGAAGUUAAAUGUAGAAAGUAUAAGAGUAAAGGGUACCUGCUAGUUUUGUUGAAACGAUCAGAAACUGCGGUUGAACAACAGAAGUUCUUCUUUAACAAUUAAGCCAAAGAUUUCAUCUGAAGAUGGCGCAGUCAAGACUUGCUUCAGAGUCUAUAGAGUAUCGAAAGGCCCGGAAAACGUUUAUUAAGAGAAUGCAGGGGCUAAAGAAGAAAAUGCAUGAGCUCACCACACUCUGCGAUAUCGAGGGUUUCAUAAUUUGCUUCGAUGGCCUUCAACAGAGUAACGAAGACAGUGCCAUGGAACCUAUCAUAUGGCCAGAGAAUCGUGAGAAAGUAUUGGAGCUUAUAAACCAGUACAGAAAUCUCGAAUCUAACACUCACUCGAGGAAGCGGGAGUGGGGCUUAUUGGACUUUUUGGAAAAGCAGAAGAAGAACCUGGAAGAUGAUCUUGCUAAAUGGCGCUCAAAGGGAAGGACUUUGAAAUUCCCGUCAAUGGAGGAGAGUGGGAUUGAUGGGUUUUCAGCGGAGCAGUUGAAGGAGAUGGGAAAGAUUUUGGAGUUGAAGCUGGAAAUGGUGAAAAAAAGGCAGGAGAUUCUGAAGGAAAAGCAAGGGAAAGGCUUGGAAGAAAGGGGGCAGAUAGAAUGCUUCAACACUGAACUGUAUCCAAACUAUGAUAUUGGUCUACUGGGUCCAGUAUCUCAAGUUCAAUCUCUUGAUCAGAUAGAAUGCUUCAAUCCUGAACUGUACCCAAACCAUGACAUUGAUCUACUGGGUCCAGUGUCUCAAGUUCAACCUCUUGAUCAUGAUCAGUUUUCUUAUCACCCCGUGAUGCCAAUGCCGAUGGAAUACGACCAAGCAAUAAACCCAAAUAACAAUCUAGGUGAAUUCUUCUUCAAUGGAGGUCAGGUGAAGAUGAAUGGAGUUAAUGGUGGAUGUAACUUUCCAAUGGUGAGCCAAUUUUGCCAUUAUAAUCAUUCAGGAUUUGGACCAGAGGAAAUGGAAACCAAUGGAAGCAACAACAAUAUGGACAUGUUGAUGUUGAACAAUUUUGAUGGUGGCAAUAGCUUCUCAAUGCUGGUUCCAUUUUAUAAUGAUCAUCCUGUUCCUGGCUUUGGAAGUAUGGGAAUCCAUAGCAAUAGCUUCAGCAGCAACUUAAGUCAAUUGGAGUCUAUGGAUUGUUGUUCAUCUUGCUUUAUUAAUCCCCAGCCAUUGCCAACAGCUUCCAUGCCAAUCAUUUCAACUGCACCUUUGGAAUUUUCACCUCAAGGUUUGCAGACAGUGAUGACUGAAGGCCACAAGAGGGCUAGGAUGCUUUGAUUACUGUUAAUUAUUCUUUUUUGUAAUUUGUGUAGUUAUAAUCAUACAAGGGUUUUAGCAUUAGCUUGUCUUGUAGGUUCUAUAUAAUUAUAGGUUUCGUUCACUAUAAUCAUGAAAACUAUUGUUUUCAGGUCAUCAGAGUUUUUGUUA